Perkinsus marinus ATCC 50983 is the source of this 1629-nucleotide messenger RNA. RefSeq lists its product as hypothetical. The coding region runs from base 28 to 1584 and encodes 518 amino acids. The record is from RefSeq and is a predicted model, not a curated record. NCBI's taxonomy places the organism in Eukaryota, Perkinsozoa, Perkinsida, Perkinsidae. The transcript has a single exon.
CUAUAGCAUUUAUUAACCGUUUUACCAAUGCUAACCUACCCUAGAUCAUCCCUCGUCCUCCUCAACUCAGUAACCCAUCCUGCUAUGGUAUACCUAACCACCACUAAAGGCGGCUCGUCUACCUUCCAUCCUCCUAUAUUCCUACAAGCCCUUACCUCCCAUACCCUCACUGAACGUGAUAUCACUACCAUCUGUCAUACUAUGGGUAAAAGCCCUCAUACUCGAUCUGUACUACUCCAUAAGGAGGUACGUAGCAUACUGCUGAGUAUGGUACCAAGCAUGACUAGUGGUAAGAGCCUAUCCUUAUGUUUGGCAGCCCUUAGUACAGUAAGAGCUCAGCCUACUAAUGAUGGUCUAUUAGAGGCUAUAGAGAGGAGAGUAGGACAAUUAACGGCUACUUCUAAGGCCGUAUUAUCGGAGCAGGAUUAUGCAUUAUUACUCAAUGCAUUGGCAAGGAUGGAUCGUGAUUCUGAUAUUAUAUUCUCAGCAGCAUUUGAUGCCUUAUCGAGAGGUAACGUAUCCUUUACUGUGAGGGGUCUAUCAGCCCUAUUAAAUGCUGUUGCCAAACUACAACGUGAAGUACCAGGAUGUGCUAUACCGGAGUUAUUACAUCAAGUUAGGGAUAGAACUAAAGAUCUAUCAGGAUGGCAGUUAGCAUGUGUAGUACAUGGUCUCGGUAGGAGUGUACCUAAUGCUAGUAAGGAUGGUGAAAUGAUAACUGGGCUAUCUAAUAGAGCUGAUGAGGUUGUAAGGGAAGGGGAUGUAUCACAUCAAGGAUAUGUUAUGUUAUUGGAUGGUUUCUCGAGAUUAGAUUGCCUGCAGAUGAGUAUUAUCAAAACAUAUAGUAUGAAGGCUCCUGAAUGGGGUCUAAGUGAGCAGGCAAUAGUAAUUGGUAUAGCAUCUAUGGCUAGAGUUAACUACUAUGAUCAAACCUUUCUACAUUGGAGUGUAGAUAGGCUUACUACAAUAAGGAGGAUACCUGCAAUAGGCUUAGUAACAGCUCUAGUAGGGUAUGCUAAGUUAGCUUACCAACCUGGUAUUAGUUAUAUGUAUAAGCGUAUUAUCAUUGAUGAGGAUAUCUUAUCAUCGAUCAAUUGCCUUAGUCAAUACUCAAUAGUAGCCUAUGCUCUAUUACUCAGUGGUAGACACUAUGCACAGGUAGCUGCUUACAAUGUCCUACUGCGUAUUAUCCAUAAACUACUACCUAAACCGUCCCUAUCUAAUGCUACUAGGCUGCAGCUUAUAGCGACAAUGCGUAUGUUAUUGAUGCCUAUGAAGGACGAGGAGGAGGAGAGUAUUAGUCGAGCAUUGAGUAUUGAGCAUAUUAGAUCGAUAUUAGCCUUGGAGUUAUUCGAUACAGUAGUUAAAGUUGGGUCUUCAUCAAUGGCCGAGCCUGAGGAUUCACGUACCUCUACAUUCCAGGAAGAGGUUGGUCAUACUCUACGUCGGCUCGGUGAUCAUCAUGACCAACGACGAAGAAGAUGGGCAGAGGAAUGCGAACUAACACCGUACUUGGUGGAUAUAGUUGAGGUUAAAUUACUGCCAAGACGGCGUGACCAGGGAUUGAACUCGGGUCUAUCAUGACGGCUGCCCAAGGUAUCAUGCUUGUAGUAACUAUGGUUUCUGUAG